Etheostoma spectabile (orangethroat darter) is the source of this 6494-nucleotide messenger RNA. Its product is annotated as microtubule-associated protein futsch. Gene Ontology annotation, cellular component: membrane; sarcoplasmic reticulum. The record is from RefSeq and is a predicted model, not a curated record. The transcript has 33 exons. Lineage: Eukaryota; Metazoa; Chordata; Actinopteri; Perciformes; Percidae. Bases 675 to 5051 code for a protein of 1458 amino acids. Gene Ontology annotation, molecular function: signaling receptor binding.
AUAACUCGGGGACUGAGGCUCAGAAACAUGCUGACUGUAACAGUGUAAUUAGAUUCAGACUUUAGUUUAACUAAUAAAAACAAAUAAGCUCGACUUGAUUGAUAUAUUUAGAUCUAAUAGUUUUUUUUACAGCAGGGAACCGUUGUCCAUUCGCUGUAAUCACGGUACUCCAGCAGCAACACUGACCGGUGGGAUAGAGUUACCUUGAAUGUCUCUUCCCUCGUUCCCUGCCAUCGUCCGUCAGUCCCUGGGGUUGAUCUAAUUCUGUCAGAGCCGGUGGAGGGUGGGGGCAGGCUGCUCUAUCUCCAACCAUUGCUCCAACCAGUGAUCCACCUCAACUUGGUCUCGGUCUGUCUCCCCUGCCUCAUCCACUGGGACGGAGGUCAACUCUCUUUGGACCAAUUGGACGCAUGAAAUUUUUUUUUGACUUCUGGAACGAGAAAAGAAAAUGCACAUUAAAGUACUAAGAAUGGAAAAGGAGGUGUAGAGUUACCAGAGGGGGGUUCCGGGUUUUCCACAUAUCGUAGCACCAGCCAUACGCAACACGUUGCUAGAUUGGAAUGAAACGCUGGGAUUAAAUCGCGCAGAGGAGUUGAGGAUCUACCAAGAGUUUUUGUUUUCAUGGCAACUUAAUCUGCACAAAGGAUUUACUGUUGGACUUUUACUUUGAAACUAUGACUGAAACAGUUGAAGCGCGGUCGUCGACCACCACCACCAUGGUCAUCGACGGGAAGCAGGUGGACGCCGGGUCAGCAUCCUCGCGAGGACACAAGAAAACCUUUUCAGAUGACCUCCACUCGACCUUCAGCUCCCCACUCGCCUGGAUCUUGGUUCUGGCUCUCAUCAUUACGUGGUCUUGUGUUUUUGUCAUCAUGUUCGAUCUGAUGGACUACAAGACCCUUUCAGGUCGCCCACCUCCUGUCGUCAGGAAGGUUUUAAAGGAUUCAGGCCGUAGAGGAGGCCUCACCAAGAUCGGCUCAGACCCCCUGAAGGCGGUCAACGAUGUCGUGGACCAAUCCACAAACGCCAUGAGUGGGAUUUUAGGCUUUGUUGCCAACCUGGUUGCACCUGAAGAAGACGAAGUGACUCUGUCCGCAGUGAGAAAAAAAGGAGAAUUUCUACCCUCCCGAAGUAAAGUUGUAGGGAUGCAAGCAAAGGCGAUACCUCCCGUGAUUGAAGUUGUGGAGGAGGAAGAAGAAGAAGAAGAGGUGGGAGAGGAAGAGGGAGAAGAAGAAGAGGGAGAAGAGGGAGAUGAAGUGGAGGCUGCUGCCAAGGAAGAGGAGGAUGAAGACCUAGAGGAAGAAGAGGAGGAAGAGUAUGAAGAAGAGUAUGAAGAGGAUUAUGAAGAGGAGUACAAUGAGGCAUAUGAAAAAUAUUAUGAGGAGGAGGAAGCUGAAGGAGAGGAGGUGGAAGGAGUGGAAGAGGAAGAAGAAGAAGAAGAGGAAGAGGAAGCAGAAGCUGUGGAUGAGGAGGAAGAGGAAGAGGAAGAGGAAGAAGAAGAAGAAGAAGAGGAGGAAGCAGAAGCUGUGGAUGAAGAGGACGAAGAACAGGAGGAAGAAGCUGUGGAUGAGGAGGAAGAGGAAGAAGAAGAGGAGGGGGCAGAAGCUGUUGCUGAGGAGGAAGAGGAAGAAGAGGAGGAGGGGGCAGAAGCUGUGGAUGAGGAGGAUGAGGAAGAAGAGGAGGAGACAGAAACUGUGGCAGCGGAAGAGGAGGAAGAAGAAGAGGGGGAAGAAACUGCAGAUGAGGAGGUGGAGGAAGAAGAGGAGGGGGCACCGGAGGAGGAGAAGGAGGAGGAGAGAGAAGAGGAAGAAGUGCAAAGGGAGGAAGAGCAGGAGAGAGAGGGACUUGAAGUAGCUGAUGAUGAAGAGGAGGAUGAGGAGUUGAAGGUAGCUGCAGAGAUGGCGAGGGAUGAGGAUGAAGACAAAGAAGAGCAGAAGGAACCUGAAGCAGCUGCAGCUAAGACUGAUGAAGAUGAUGAGGAAGAAGAAGCGAAAGAGGAAGCAGCAGAAGAAGAGGGUGACAAAGAGGAUGAUGAUGAUGAAGAAGAGUCUGAGCCUGCAGCCGCUGAUACCGAUGAGGAUAAUGAUGAUGAUGAAGAGAAGGCAGAUGCUGCUGAUGAAGAUGAUGCAGUAGAGUCUGAUGCCGAGGAUGAAGAUGAAGUUUCUACUGAACCUAUCUCCACAUCUGAGGAUGAGGAGGCGGCGGUGUCUCCUGAUUCUGAGUCGGACGCACCUGUUGACGUCGUAGACAGUGACGAUGAUGAAGACGAAAAAGACGAAGUCUACGCCAUUGACUCCUCAGACGUCAGUGAAUCUGCAGUCCUUUCCAGCGAGGAGGAGGAGAAAGAGAAGGACGAUGACGACGAGGAAGAUGACGAAGAUGACAGAUUAGCGGAGGGCGUCGAUACAUCCGACAGCGACGGCGUCCUGGAGCCUGAUCUUCCUCUUCCUGCUGCCAGUGAGGACGAUGAAGAGGAGGAAGAUCACAAACUUGCCAAGAAGGAAGACAUUUCUGCUUUACCUUUUAUCGAUGAUGAUGAUGAUGAUGAUGAUGAUGAUGAACACCUGGACGAAAACGUCAAAGUUGCCGAAGAGACAGAUGAAGAGGAUGACGAUGAUGGUCUGGACCACUCAGACGAGGACAUCUCCGUCGCCUCCUCUGAACACUUCGCAGACGAUGAAGACGAUGAGGAAGACCUGAAAGACGAAGAACUUAAACUCGAUAAAGUAGACCUCGACGAUGAAGAUGAAGAUGAAGACAAACCCAAUGAUGUCACUGAAGAAGACAUCCAUGACGACGGCGCUAAAGCGGAGGAGGAGGACGUCGGCGCGUCUUCCUUUGAGAGUACAGACAGCGGAGUCUUGGGCGAUGAAGACGACGACGACACUGCUCUUGAAAGUGAUGAAGAGACGGACUUCAGCAGUGACAUCACCUAUGACUCAACCGACGAUGACGAAGAUGAAGAUGACGGAGUUAUUGACACCAGCUCGUUUGAGUUCACCUUCGAUCAGGAAGAGGAAAAAGAAACUCUGUUUGACCUAGUAAAAGAUGAAGAUGAUGAUGAAGAUGAAGUCACAUCAGAGUCCCUAGCUAGUGAGGAUGAAGAAGACGAUGAUGAUGAAGAUGACGAUAAAGAAGAGGAUGAUGAUGAUGUUGACGUCUUGCUAGCAGCUGCUGCUGCAGCAGCGCUCCCUGUCCAGGAGGAGGCAGUGAAGACGGAGACGGACGAGGACGAGGACGAGGACAUCAAACAGGCUGCUGAUGAAGACAAGACGGAAGAGGCUGAAGCAGAAACAAUCGUCACCAGUCAGCCUGCUGCUCAUGAAGAGGAAGAGGAGGAUGAGGGGGAAGGUGAAGAGCCGACAGCUGAACUGAAGAAAACCGUAGACGAGCCUGAAGAUAAAGAGGAGGAGGACGAUGAAGACGACGAGGAGGCGAAGGCGACGGUGGAUGUAGCCCCACAGACUGAGCCCACAGUGUGUCCCUGCAUGCACUCUGCAAAGGCCACAGAGUCCGCCACAGAGACCGCCACAGAGACCGCUAAGAAAAAAGAUGCUCCGAGAAGAGUUUCAGCUUUAAGAAGGAAAAAAGGUGAAAAGACUGAUGAAAAGCCAACAAAGAAAGGUCUGCCCAGAAUUGUAAAACUGGAGCCACAAAUCAGUCGGAUCCGGAAACUUCCUCCUCCUUUCAGAGCAAGGAGAGUGGAGAAGAAGACUCCCACCAAGGCUCCCAAAAAAGAGCCAGAGAUCAAAAAAGAAGAAGUCUCAGAAUCUGGAGAAGAAGUGGGUCCUUGCAGACCUGCACCGGUCUACUGCCCGUCCCCACCUGGCUGGUACGUUCAUCACGUCGUCACGGACAACCCGUACCCUCCUCCGACCGUGUCAGCUCCCUCUGCUCCUGUUCUGACCGCCCACCCCGUCAACACCGGAGCUCCACCGCCUCUUUAUCAGCAGCAGCCACCGCAGCCGAUGCACCCGUUCUACGCACAGUACCACCCAUACCACCCAUACCACCCGUAUCCACCAAUGCAGCCGGUGAUGCAGCCUCAACCGGACCCAGUCCAGCCAGCUGACCCAGUCCAGCCAGCUGAACCGGUUGAUCCAGUCCAGCCAGUUGAACCAGUCCAGCAAGAAGCCACCGAACCAGAGCCUCCGGUUCAGCCUGAGAUCCAGAUUCCAGCUGCUGAAGCUCAGCUGGCUGUAGCUCCAGUCCAGGAACCAGAGACUGUUGAGGAAGAAGUGUUGUCUGCCUCCACUGAGAAAGCUGCAAAGAAGAAAAGCAAGGCUGCCAAUAAGGAAAAAGAGCCGGCAGCAGCCAGAGACAAAACAAAGAAAGAUGCUGCUGCUGCUUCGAAAGAGAAAACCAAAGCUGGCGCUGCAAAGAAAGAGCCCACAGUGAGAAAAGAGAAAACCAAAAGUCCCACAGUGGCUAAGAAAGAGGCAGCUGUAAAAGAGAAAACCAAACCUGCUGCAGCUGCUAAGAAAGAGCCAGCUGUAAAACAGAAAAGCAAACCUGCAGCUGCUAAGAAAGAGCCGGCAGCUGCAGCGCGACAGAAGAAGAAACCAGCCUCUGACAAGACAGAAGUGUCACCCGUCAGGAGCAAAGCCAAGGCUUCCACAGCCAAGAAAGAUUUGGAUCCAGAACCACGUCCACAGCCGGUCCGACUGAGAACCAGACUAGGAGCUGGGGAGAGGGACAAUGUGACCUCCCAGGCCAGGGGGGACCAACCUGCCAGGACUUCCUCUCAACCAGCCAAAACACGAUCAAAAUCAUUGGCCAACGAGAAAAGCAAAGAUGAGAAGGCUGAAACCAAAUCUGUCAAAGAGGCUCAAGAUAAAGAGAAACAACCAACACAAUCUAAAGAGACCCAGACUGAUGACAAUACGACAGAAAAGAAGAAACCAGGCCAGAGAUACUUCCAGUGCAUUUACAUCCCUGGUAAAAAUGCACAGUACCCCUUGCGACCAGCCAUGUCCCCCGCCAUGAUGUCUCCGGCGAUCAGGUCCAUGUUGGAGCAGCAGCAGAGAGCAGCGAGGGCGUCGGGCCAGUAGGACAACCUGACCUCUCACCUCCCUCUUCUGACGGCUCCACCUCCCAGUCCAGCAGGGGGGGACGCUCCAAAUCUGUGGGAUCCUUAAAUCCUGAGGAAAUACCCCAGACAGACAGAUAAGAGUGGACACAACUAUUUUGUCUUUAAUUUAUUCAUGUAUUUAUUUUUCUCUCGAUGGGGUCGAGCUCCUGGGGUUCCUGUUGAUAUUUCAUACUUUUUUUUUUUUUUGCUUAGCCGAUGCUUCACCAGUCGACACUGCCGCGCCUCGCUUGUGCCUUAGAUUUAACGUAAUGUCACCAAAAUCCAAACACGGAAGCUUUCAUGUGAAUAAUCUUUACUCAGUAUGUGCAAAUAAUACUUACAUUUGUAAUAAAUGCACACACCUUUGGCUGUUGAUUUUGCAGUUUACUCUUGCGGUCCAGUUCAAUUAAAUUAAUUAGAUUAAAUUAAAUUGAUUUUGUUUUAUAUAACAUUUAUACUUUACUUGGGCUGACAUAUCAGUUAUGCACAGUGAAAAACAACUCAUAGUUUCAAAUGGUACUUAAGAAAAUAUAAUACUAGUAACUAAAAACCUGAUAAUACAAAAACAAACUAAACAAUAAGUACAAACUGACAAAUACGGACAGUAUUUUACAUUAAAAUCUAUCAGAAUAUCAUUACGAAAUGAGUCAAACUAAAUAGCUUUUUUAUUCAAUAUUACUGGAGUCAAGCUGAGAGCAAUAACCAACAGUUUGCAUCCCCUUUUAUUUGCAUUGGUGUAGAUUUAAAUCACCUUUACCUUGCGUACUGUAACAAGAACAGGUGUGUUUUGCUGCUUUGCUGCGUCUGCAACGGAUCAGCGUACUAAUGUUUGGAGGGGUAAAUCCCGGGAGCUCCCACGUUGGAUCCAAGCAGACUCCCUGGCUCUGAUCCUGAUCCUGAGUCUCGUCAACCUGUUACAUGUUGCUGAGUGAUGAAUAACGGUGAGACCUUUUCUUCUUAGAUGACCUGACAUCAGGCAGGAGUUAAGAAGAAAGUGAGAUCCUCUCAGCCAUGUCUGGACAUGUUACAGUUUGUAGAACUGCAUUUUAUUGAAAGAAAUAACACUUACAGUAUAAAGAGAUACUUUGACAUCCUAAUUGCAAGUAAUGGAUGUUUUUCAUUCCCACACACUGUUGUGCUAAUAAGUCAAAGUAGAAAAUAAGGGCUCAAAGUAAAAGUUAUUUCUCUUUUGUAAAUAAUUGGCCUUUCUGUUGCCCAUGUAAAUCUCCCAAACAUCAAAAGUAUCAUUGUUCUUAUAAAUGAAGUGCAGUCUGAUCACAUAGGGUGUCAAACAGCUGCCAGUCAUUUCAGCGUGUUUAGAGACGGGGAGUCUGCACAGGACAACUCUGAUGUGACCAACUAAUGAGACACUGUGAUGUCUGCUACAGUGGAUACAUGUCAUGUAUAAUCAUCAGCUGAUUUA